Messenger RNA from Alligator mississippiensis (American alligator), 1415 nucleotides. It is a transcript of the gene XAF1, whose product is annotated as XIAP associated factor 1. Gene Ontology annotation, biological process: apoptotic process. The transcript is spliced from 8 exons. The coding region runs from base 174 to 1265 and encodes 363 amino acids. Lineage: Eukaryota; Metazoa; Chordata; Crocodylia; Alligatoridae. The record is from RefSeq and is a predicted model, not a curated record.
CAGCCUCAAGCAGCUACAGAAAAGAGUCCUGCCUGCUAGACAAAGCAUAUUCAAACUCAUUUGAGCCAGAGGAAAGAGUAGGGCAAAACUAUCUUCCACCUCCCCGGGUCAUCUGGACGCUACGUUUCUUGAUUGAAGCUGUUGUGGGAAGGAGCCGAGACAGUAACUGGACAAUGCCGCUCCCUGUUGGUUCCCACUCUCCUGCUUUGCAUGGAGAAAAAAAAAUUGGCCGAGCCCUUGUCUGGGGUUGGUUAUUGGGACUGGCAGUUUCAGUUUCAUUUUUCUCUUGUCAGAUUAAAGAAGUGAAAAAGAAAGAGGGGCAGAGCCCGAGAGCAGCCAUGGAAGACGAGAGCAAGUUCUGCCCAAACUGUAAACAAGAUGUGUCUGCUGCCAAUUUCUCUCUGCACGAGAUCCACUGCCGACGGUUCCUCACUGUCUGCCCAGACUGCAAAGAGGCUGUUGUUCAAAAGGAAAUGCGAGAGCAUCAGGCAAAUGCACACAAGCAAGUCAGGUGUAAGCUUUGUCACCAAAGCCUGCAGCAAUACCAGCUGGAGAACCAUGAGACCAUGGAAUGCAGCGAACGAGUUAUGAAAUGCAAGUUCUGCGAGCUAGAAAUGCCCUCUGCUAAGCUGCAGGAGCACCUCGAUUCCUGCGGUAGUCGAACUGAGAAGUGUUUCGGCUGUAACAAAUACAUCAUGUACAAGGACCUGGACCAGCACAAAGACAUCUGUCGUAGUGGUGAUGGGCUCUCAAAUCAUGGUCUCAGCGACAAACUUUGUCAGCAGUGCAAUAAGUCAUUCCCAGAUGACCAGUUCUUCCAGCAUCUGAGCCAGUGCAGUCCACUCGCUAAACUGGUGGGGAGUCUCGCCAGCCGGUCAGCUACAAAUCCCAGCCCGCUUCUGCCACCCACUGCUGCUUUUCCAGCUACCACUUCAUCCCCCGUGAAUGCGGCCGCGUGGAGGGAUGUCCGUCCAAAAGGGAAGGACAAGGACUUGUCCUCUGCCUCCCGGACCUCACUCAAACCACUCAAGAACAAGAAGUCACCUGGCCAUCUGGCUUUCUCGACCACUCUGGAUCCGGUACUGCCUCAGGCCCUUGAAGACACAGGGAAUUAUGAUAUAUUGGUGACCUGUGCCCGUUGCAAUAUCCUCCUCCCACUGCCAACACUCAAGAAGCAUGAGAUCAAGUGCCUUCGUUCAGCUUCGUUGCAAAACGUCAGGAGGAAAUCAAAGUCAAGCCCUGAGAAACAAGAGGAGUCUUUCUAAGGCACUUCUGGGAAGAACUGGAAAUGAAUAUCGUCCACAAGUUCCAAGCUUCAGCUCCCCUUCAGUAAAGGCAUUGCAAGUGCACAGACAUUAACCUGCUUUAUCCCUAGAGAAUAAAAGUGACGUUUCCUAAAUGAGACAGAACAACGA